This is a messenger RNA of Metschnikowia bicuspidata var. bicuspidata NRRL YB-4993, 1398 nucleotides long. RefSeq names its product kynurenine 3-monooxygenase (gene BNA4). The coding region runs from base 1 to 1398 and encodes 465 amino acids. Gene Ontology annotation, biological process: NAD+ metabolic process; quinolinate biosynthetic process; L-tryptophan catabolic process. Gene Ontology annotation, cellular component: mitochondrial outer membrane. NCBI's taxonomy places the organism in Eukaryota, Fungi, Ascomycota, Pichiomycetes, Serinales, Metschnikowiaceae. Gene Ontology annotation, molecular function: kynurenine 3-monooxygenase activity; FAD binding; NAD(P)H oxidase H2O2-forming activity. The record is from RefSeq and is a predicted model, not a curated record. The transcript has a single exon.
AUGGCCCAAGAAUCUGUUGGCGUAGUGGGUGCUGGACUCGUAGGGUGUCUUGCGGCCCUUGCGUUUUCCGCAAAAGGCUACAAAGUUCAUCUUUUUGACUUGCGCAGGGACCCCAGACUGGAAACGUCCCAAAGAAGCUUGCGGCUGAUCAAUUUGGCCGUGAGCGAUCGUGGGAUCCGUGCGUUACAAGCCGUCGACGAGAAGAUGGCCGAGAGAAUUCUCCAGCACGUGAUCCCCAUGAAGGGAAGAAUGAUCCAUGACAUCACGGGCACGAAACAGGAGUCUCAGAUAUACGGGCUUUUCGGCGAGAGCAUCAAGUCGAUCGACCGCCUGUUUCUCAACAGACAGCUUUUGGACGAGUUGGACAACACCGAUGUCGAGGUGCUCUUUGAGCACAAGUUGACAGGUGUAUCUGACAUCGACAAGCUCGGGGCCCACCCAACGUUGAAAUUUGCCACCUCAGGUUCCGAGGAGGCUGUGUUUAACUUUGACUAUGUGGUCGGCACAGACGGCGCCCACUCGCAGUUCCGCUACCAGAUGCAAAAGACCAUGCGCAUGGACUUCUCGCAGAAGUACAUUGACAUGCAAUACAUGGAGCUUUCCAUUCCGCCGGUGGAGGGAGCGGCGGCCACCAGCGCCGGCAGGUUUUCUCUCGACCCAAACCACCUCCAUAUCUGGCCCAGAAAGGACUAUAUGUUGAUUGCAUUGGCCAACGGCGACGGUUCGUUCACCUCAACGUUUUUCAGCCCGUGGGAAAUCAUCGAGUCGAUUGGCAGCGCGGAAGAUUUCGUUGCGUUCUUCAAGCAGGCCUUCCCAGAUGCCUGUGGCUUGAUCGGGGAGGAAGGUUUGAGAUACGCCUACGACAACCAGCCCCGAGGCUCGCUUGUGCAAGUAUCCGCGAGCCCCUACGCUAGUCCCAACAACAGAGCCAUUAUUCUUGGAGAUGCCGCGCACUCGAUGGUUCCUUUCUACGGACAGGGCAUGAACUGCGGGUUUGAAGAUGUGCACGUGUUGAUGCAGCUCCUAGAGCAGAGCAACGGGCUGUUGGACGCUGCCUUCGGCAAGUAUACUGGCGCCAGAAAGGCCGAUUUGGAUGCCAUCUGCAAACUUGCGCUCGACAACUACUACGAGAUGUCGACCAAGGUCACGGACCCUUUCUACUUGCUCCGGAAAAAAGUUGACUACUACCUAGGCAAGUACGCCAACGACGUGUUGUUCCCAUGGGUGCCGAUGUACUCUAUGGUGUCGUUUCGGGGAGACAUCCGAUACUCGGAGGCGGUGGCCCGCGAACAGCGCCAAACGAGGGUCCUCAACUGGAUACAGUACGUGACCUUGGGCGGAUUGGCCAUAUAUGGAGCUGCCAGGGCAGCACAGGUGCUUGAGAAAUGGAGGCGCUGA